Cyphellophora europaea CBS 101466 is the source of this 582-nucleotide messenger RNA. RefSeq lists its product as uncharacterized. The record is from RefSeq and is a predicted model, not a curated record. Lineage: Eukaryota; Fungi; Ascomycota; Eurotiomycetes; Chaetothyriales; Cyphellophoraceae. The coding region runs from base 1 to 582 and encodes 193 amino acids. The transcript is spliced from 3 exons.
AUGGCGGCUGGACAGCAUGGCGCCUUGGGUGCGGCAUUCAAGAUCAGCCGAGCUUUGCAAGCAGCCUGUCUGAUCGCUGUUAUCGGCAUGACCGCGAACUUUGUCUCCGACAUCAUAACGGCCAAUGCCACUCCUCCGCGGAUCCUGAUCGCGACACUCAGCAUAGUCUGCAUUGCGGUACUCUAUUGUGCCAUUACCUUCAUUUUAUUCCUUGACAAUCUUCUGCCGUAUCUGAUCAUCACCGGAGUCGAUGGCGCUUUCCUCGUCGCCUUGGUCGUGGUGUCUGUGGUUGUAGGCAGACCCGUCAGCUACCUCAACUGCAAUGUAUUGGACGAUAUGGCCAAUGUCUCGUCAAGUGCGUACGACUUCACAUCGGCGCUGGGCAGCAGUCUCGGCAACAAUGGUGGGCGAAUUGAUUACUCCAAAUGGGUUGGGACAUCGAAAUCGACCUGCCUGGAGAUCAAGUCGAUUUGGGGCUUGAGCAUGGCACUUUGCGUGCUUUUCGCAUUCUCUGCGAUUUGCACUGUUUGCCUGUGGAGAAAGUCAAAGACUCCGCCGCCAGCGGACAAGAGCCAGGCGUAG